This is a messenger RNA of Aspergillus pseudotamarii, 1230 nucleotides long. RefSeq names its product putative MFS monocarboxylate transporter. The transcript is spliced from 3 exons. Gene Ontology annotation, biological process: transmembrane transport. The record is from RefSeq and is a predicted model, not a curated record. Gene Ontology annotation, molecular function: transmembrane transporter activity. Bases 1 to 1230 code for a protein of 409 amino acids. Gene Ontology annotation, cellular component: fungal-type vacuole membrane. Lineage: Eukaryota; Fungi; Ascomycota; Eurotiomycetes; Eurotiales; Aspergillaceae.
AUGGACCCAAGGCCCGUAACCACACAGCAAUGGACACAAGUCUUGUCCGCGUUUGUGGUGUUCCUGAACACCUGGGGUAUACUGCUAUCGUUUGGUACCUUCCAGGCCUACUGGGAACAGCAGGGGCUGUCCUCUAAGUCGAGAUCGGAGAUUUCCUGGGUUUCAACGAUCUGCGCCUUCAUCCUGCUCCUCGGCGGUUUAAUCACCGGUUCACUCUACGAUCAUGGCUAUCUACGGCCCUUGGUCGUCUUGGGCAGCUUUUUCGAGGUCUUCGGCCUCAUGAUGAUCAGCCUCUCGACGAAGUACUACCAGGUGUUCUUGUCCCAGGGGAUCUGUAUCGGGAUUGGCGGCGGGAUGCUCUUUGUUCCCAGUAUUUCGUCCGCCGCUGCCAGCCUAGAAGAAUUCCGACGCCCCAAAUUCAUGGCGCUCAUCGCAUCCGGCGCGGGCAUUGGGGGGAUCAUCUAUCCCAUAAUGCUGCGUCAGAUACAGGCGAAAGUGGGCUUCCCCUGGGCGGUCCGGAGUGUUGCCUUCGUGAUCCUCGCCACAUAUCUCAUGGCCGGGACCAUUCUACGGUAUAAGCCCGUCCCCAGCGCCACCGUCCGGCGAGUCUUCGACCCCUCCGCGUUAACUGAUCCGCCGUUUCUGCUCGCCAGUAUCUCGGCCUUUUUCGCUGGCAUCGCGUACUAUCUCCCGCUCAUAUACCUGCCUGUCUUCGCGCAGACGGGUACUGCGGGCUUCUCCAACGCCGAGCUGGCGUACUAUCUCGUCCCUAUGGUCAACGCGGCCUCGGUCUUCGGCCGAUUAGCCGCGGGAUUCGCCGCGAUGAAGACCGGACCCCUCGAAACGUAUACAUUCGGACUGGCCUGCUGUGUGUGCAUGCUGCUGUGCUGGAUGGCCGUGGACUCGGGGACGGGUGUCAUCAUCUGGUCGGUCUUCUGGGGUCUCACGACGAGCGUGAUUGUCGCGUUGCCGGGCGCGAUCAUCCCGCUGCUCUGUCCGUCUCUCGACGUCCUGGGCACUCGGUCAGGCAUGUACUGGGCAUGCGCAGCCGUCGGCAUCCUGAUCGGGCCCCCGAUCGGAGGUGCUCUGGUCAGAGGCUCGCGGUGGUGGCCCUUGCAAGUUUUCGCGGCUGUUUGUAUGGGGGUUGCGAUUCUUUUGCUGGGGUAUCCGAUCGUGUGUCUGCACGCCUGGGGAGACGCCCCCCGAGACCCGGAAGACGCUGCCAACUGA